Melitaea cinxia (Glanville fritillary) is the source of this 2561-nucleotide messenger RNA. RefSeq lists its product as uncharacterized. The record is from RefSeq and is a predicted model, not a curated record. The transcript has 2 exons. The coding region runs from base 1 to 2454 and encodes 817 amino acids. NCBI's taxonomy places the organism in Eukaryota, Metazoa, Arthropoda, Insecta, Lepidoptera, Nymphalidae.
AUGGCUACAAUAUUGAUGCAAAGGGACCUUGUUUUGACGCUGAAGAAGGAAACUAAUUUGAAUAUCGGGUUACUAAGCAAGCUACAUCCUAUGCUUUCGGAAUUAUCAUCCUUAAUAUUCAAAAAUAAUGCCCUCGAGAAACCUACACAGAAUCUAUUUAAUAAUUUAUCGUAUUAUUUAGUGUCGAUAAUUGAUCCUCAAGUGCACGCAUCCUUAACGUGGCCUUUAUAUGAUACGAAGGCGGAGAGAGCUUACAGAAACGAACUAUCUAAUUUUAUUAGUAAUUAUAGUUCAAAAGGAUUACUAACACACGUCAUGUCUUCAUAUUUAGUGAAUCCCGGAUGCUUUAAAGUGACUGUAUUACUGUUUCAACUUUCGCAAUUGGCGGUAAAUCGCUUACUUGUGUCCAAAAUGGUAAAAGAUAGUAAAAAAGCAUUGUACAACACUAUGACUGAUAAAUAUAAGUCCCAAGAGAAGGAUGGCUUCGUUGAAUGCAUUGACAAGGAAACUAAAAAAAUGUUAAGUAAAUUUUCUAAUUAUUUGUGUAAACGGAAGAUUAUGGAACAAAUAGCGUUUUUAUUUCGUAAGAAAAUAACUGAGAUGGAGAAUAAAUUGACUGCUAUAAAUGGUCAGGGAUACAUCGACAAUAUAGUUGAUAAUUUUAUUAAGACCCAUGCUAUUGACAAUGUGUAUAAAAUGGAAAUUUUAAAAAUAAAAAAUAUAAACACACGGUCAACCUUUUUUGAAAAUUGGCUUUCAGAAACAGAUAGUAAAUUGAACAUUAUCGAAAGUGAGUGGAAUGCAAAAGUAUCACCAUUAUUGAAAAAGUCUAAAAACAUAUUACAAAAUACGGAAGAGUUAAUUAAUAGACAUACAGGUCAAAUGGAAAGGAGUUCGUAUAUGAUAGAAUAUGAUCCCAAAACUGAUUUUAUAUCCACGUCAGAGUUACAAGGGCAAGUUAACAGUCAACAAAAAUAUAUACUAAGGAAUUUAGAAAGGGACGGUGUACAGAGUUUUCCAAACCUCGUCCGAGCAUUUGUUAUAUCUAUAUGUUUUAUCCUAAAGAACAAUGAAAUCGGAGACGAGAUAUACAACUUUAAUAAAUAUUUGGAAGGCGGUAAAAGAAAUUACGCUGAAGUUGUCGGGGCUUUGAAGAUUUUAAUAGAGAGAGUUUUCAACGCUGAAGCUAAAUUAAAGGUAAUGUCGUCAUCUCUCAGCUGUGAUCAGACAAUGUCUGUCAGAGAUUACCCAGAAAUACCUCCGAUACCCGACCUAUCAGACUUAAAGAUAAACCGAGAGUACCAAGUAUUUUUUGAUACAUUCACACCCUUAAACUUGUAUAAACAUCAGUUCAAUUUACGGAGACGUACAAGUGGUAAUUUCCUUAAACCUCAGUCAAAAUCACUGAUGGCACCAAUGUAUCAAUCCACUAGAGAUGACUUUUUGAAGAGCUUGAUAUCAUGCAGAAUUAGUUCCUAUGAUAAUGCCAAUACAACACACAAUCACAAUAUGUCCGUAAUAUCAAAUAUUAAAGUUAAUGAAACUAUAUCUGAGUGUUCCGCUGGCUUCACAAAACAACAGAUCAUUAGAUUAUUGUCGACGAAAAAAUCUAGUAGUUCAAAGAAAUUCAAAUAUAAGCAAGAUAGGCCGAACAUUAAUAUCAAGAAAGGAGGCUUAUUCAAUGAAUCUGUUAAUUCAAAUGAUAGUAAUGGUCUGUUUCGUAGUUAUUCAUCACCAAAUUUAUUUGAAAAUAGAGAAAAAAGAUCGCUAAAUAAUGUCAGAGGUAGAAAACUGUCUAUAAUGCAAGAGGAUAGUCCACAGUUAGAUGUUUCAGGAAUCGCUUGUCUAGCCUCUGAUAGCAAUUGUAACUCACCACACGGCCUGGGAAACGCAGAAAGUUCUAGACAACCAGAUACAUCUGGUUUCCCAAUAAUUAAAGUGACCAAAGAAGCCGAAAAUAGGAUAAAUAAUGUUCUAAACGAAAUCAAAGUCGAUCUUAGUAAUGAUUUAGGAAUGGAUAGUACCGUAUCACCGAUUUCAGAAGUGUCCAGAAAGAGUUUGGAACAGGAAAUGCAAUUAUCAAAGACUAAAACACCAAAAACGAAUACGUCCCUUAUAAAAAAAUCAAGUUCUUUAGAGAAAAUAAUAAAUAGGUUUAAAAAGGUCAGAGCCACUGUAGCGCCGCAGAAGCAAAUCGACAUGAGUGAUAUUAAUACUAUUGUCGAAGAGAAGGAAAAUGUAAAUUUUGACGUAAACACAGCAAAUAGAAUAUUAUUACCAGAUCUAUUGAGUCCGAGUUGCAGCACAGUUAGUCCUAGAUCAAAUAAUGUGGAAUAUUUAGAUCAAAUAUGUUUAGAAAUGGAUGAAGUAGCACGUAGGAAGCCUCGAGAAAGUCUUGGCACAGCGCUGGGUGUAGAUAAUACUUUUCUAGACCAAUUCGAAUUGAUAGACUGAUAUUUAUUAUUUGUUAUAUGUGAUUUUAUAUUGCAUUCUUUGCAUUUCUUCUGAAAGUUCGAAUAAUGUAAUAUAAACUUAGAUUUUAAUAAAAUUGUUUCAUUGAU